CGGCAAUUGACCGAAAUUACAAGUUUUGGCGGGACCUCUUUAACGUCCAGCCUUCAACCUCGCUGCACCGAUAUCCCAAAAGGAGGUAUGAAGUUGUGAAAGUCCUCUCCACACCACUGCCGGGCGAGAUGCUUCGUCCCUCGCUCAGGCGGGCUCUGCUGCGGACCGCCGCAAGACGUGUACCAUGGGCAACGCGAUACAGCACUGUUUCCAAGACAUCAGACCCCUUGAGGGUCUUAUUUUGCGGCUCCGACGAGUUUAGUUGCGCCUCUCUGCAGGCCCUGUACGAUGAGCAGAAGCAGAACUCGGAGCUCAUCCGCUCCAUCGAUGUGUUAGUGCGGCCGGCCAAGCCGACAGGGAGAGGCAACAGGAUAAUGAAAGACGUUCCCCUUCGAGCACUUGCAGAGCAGCUCAGGCUUCCUAUCCAUGUCCGAGACACUUUCAAAGGUUGGGAUAUGCCCAAGCCCGCCGGUGACCCCAUCAACCUGAUCAUCGCCGUCUCCUUCGGUCUCUUCGUCCCGCAGCGCCUCCUCCGUGAAUCCAAAUACGGCGGCAUCAACGUCCACCCGUCCCUCCUCCCCGAGUAAGUACCAGCCCUCCCACUCUUCCGA
Molecule: messenger RNA, 611 nt
Organism: Thermothielavioides terrestris NRRL 8126
Lineage: Eukaryota; Fungi; Ascomycota; Sordariomycetes; Sordariales; Chaetomiaceae
Exons: 3
Coding region: 129-587 (152 amino acids)
Biological process (GO): biosynthetic process; conversion of methionyl-tRNA to N-formyl-methionyl-tRNA
Cellular component (GO): mitochondrion
Molecular function (GO): methionyl-tRNA formyltransferase activity
Source: RefSeq, a predicted model, not a curated record